This is a messenger RNA of Humulus lupulus (European hop), 3813 nucleotides long. RefSeq lists its product as uncharacterized. The transcript has 2 exons. Gene Ontology annotation, molecular function: DNA helicase activity. Gene Ontology annotation, biological process: telomere maintenance; DNA repair. NCBI's taxonomy places the organism in Eukaryota, Viridiplantae, Streptophyta, Magnoliopsida, Rosales, Cannabaceae. The record is from RefSeq and is a predicted model, not a curated record. Bases 1 to 3813 code for a protein of 1270 amino acids.
AUGGAUACACUACUAAGACAUGGGAGGAAGACAGAGAUUGAACACGAAAUCGUUCAUGAAUUAUCUCAAAUGUUGGAUCAGCAUAAUAAUUUGGUCAAAUCCUUUAGAACGGCAAGGGAUAGAUUCAAAGCACAACCAGAAUCUACGUUUCGUUUACGCCUCCUAAGUAGCAGGACAACAGAUGGUCGUCAAUACAAUAUGCCAACAUCAUCUGAAGUAGCAGGCUUAAUAGUUGGUGAUUUUAGUGAAGCGAACUUCGAACGUGACGUUAUUGUGGAGCACCGAACUAAAGGAAUUCAAAGAAUCACAGAUCUGCAUCCAAGUUUCAUGUCUAUGACGUACCCAUUAAUACACCCUUAUGGUGAAGAUGGAUAUAGACUUGGCAUACCUUUGAGAGACGUAAUUGAAAGCUCUUUUAAAAGGCAAAAGUUGACAAUGAGGCAACAUUAUUGCUUUAGGUUGCAGCAAAGAUUAAAUGAGGGUCAUACUCUUCUUCGAUCUGGUAGACUACUGCAACAAUAUAUAGUUGAUUCUUACAUGGCAAUUGAAGAAGAAAGAUUUCGUUGGAUACGAAAUAACCAAAAAAAACUCAGAUCAGACCUUUUUUCUGGUUUAAUGGACGCUAUUCAUCGUGGUGAUUCAGAUUGCUCAAAAGUGGGGAAAUCAAUUAUUUUGCCUUCGUCACACACUGGGGGACCACGAUAUAGAGUACAAAAUUAUCAAGAUGCUAUGGCAAUUUGUAAAUGGGCAGGAUAUCCUGAUUUAUUUCUUACUUUCACUUGCAACCCAAAGUGGCCAGAAAUAAAUGAUAUGAUCCAUUUAAUAGGCCAAAAAGAUGAUAACAAUAGGGUCGAUAUCAUAUGCAGAGUAUUUGAGAUAAAGCUAUUCCAACUAAUGCACGAUCUGAAAAAAGAACAACCGUUUGGAAAGAUAAUUGCAUGUAUAUACACAAUUGAGUUCCAAAAAAGAGGACUGCCUCAUGCACACAUACUACUUUUCUUGCAUUCGACAUUGAAAAAUCCUUCAGCAGACCAUAUUGAUAAUAUAAUAAGCGCGGAAAUCCCGGACUCAAAUGUUGAUCCUGAUGGUUAUAAUGCCGUCAAUAAAUUUAUGAUUCAUGGACCUUGUGGAAAACUUAAUUCAAACUCUCCAUGUAUGAUGCAAGAUAGGUGCACAAAACAUUUUCCAAAAAAAUUCAAUGAUCAAACCACCAUCGACACUGAUGGCUUUCCAGUCUACAAAAGGAGAAAUACAGGUAUUCAUGUCGAAAAGAAAGGUGUCCUUUUAGAUAAUCGAUAUGUAGUCCCUUAUCACAGUAAUUUGGUUGUCAAAUUUGAUGCACAUAUUAAUGUCGAGGUUUGCAAUUACUCUAGAUCAGCCAAAUACCUUUUCAAAUAUGUUCAUAAAGGGUCUGACAGAACUACUGCAACAAUGGAAUCUAUUGACACUGCCAAAGAAAUAGAUGAGAUAAAAACAUAUUUGGAUUGCAGAUAUAUCUCGGCAACUGAAGCUUGCUGGAGAAUAUUCCAAUUUGACAUACAUUACAGACAGCCAGCAGUUGAAAGAUUACCAUUCCAUUUACCUGGAGAGCACACAGUAAUAUUCGAAGAAAACAAAUGUGUUGAAAAUGUUGUUUGCAUGCCUGGAAUAGAAAAAACAAAGUUCACUCAAUGGUUGGAGGCAAACAAGAAUUAUGAUGAUGCACGAGAGCUAACUUAUUCGGAUUUCCCUAUAAGUUGGGUUUGGAAUUCAAAGGAGAAAACAUGGACUAGGAGAAAAAAUGGAUUGGCAAUUGGAAGAAUUUACUUCGCGCAUCCUUCGACUGGAGAACGCUUCUAUUUGAGAAUGUUGUUAAAUUUUGUCAAAGGGAGCACUUCUUAUGAAAGUAUUAGAACAAUAAAUGGGGUGACAUAUCCUAAUUUUAAAGGCGCAUGCUAUGCUUUGGGAUUGUUAGACGAUGAUAAAGAGUGGAUAGAUUGCUUGACUGAAGCUGCAAUAUGGGCAACUGAAAAAGAAUUAAGACAUCUUUUCGUCACAAUACUCAUUCACUGUCAGGUUUCUGAUGCAUCACAACUUUGGAAAUCUAAUUAUAUUGCAUUGUCAGAAGACAUAACUUCAUUGCAAAGGAAGAGAUUUAGAAUGAAUGAUCUUAAGUUAACUGAACAACAAGUUGAAACAUACACAUUGUUCGAGAUUGAAAGUAUCAUGCUGAAGAUGGGAAAAAGUUUGAAAGAUAUAGAUGGAAUGCCCCUGUCUAAUUCAUCUUUGAUAAGAGACUCGGGUAAUAGAUUGGUUAAUGAAGAGCUUGAUUAUGACCGAGAUCAAUUAAAGAUAUUGCAUGAGAAAUCAUUUGCUGCUCUAAAUCCUUGCCAAAAAUCAGCUUAUAAAGCAAUAGUACAUUCAGUAGAGAAUGAACAAGGCAAUUUAUUUUUUAUCAAUGGACAUGGUGGUACUGGUAAAACAUUUUUAUGGAAUACAAUAACUGCAAAGCUAAGAUCACAAUCAAAAAUAGUCUUGCCUGUAGCAACUUCAGGCAUAGCUGCUUUGUUAUUGCCUAAUGGUAGGACAGCUCAUUCACGAUUUCAUAUUCCCUUGAAUGUUACAUCAGAGUCGACUUGUGAAAUUCGACAAGGCACCCUACUAGCUGGACUUCUUAUGAAAACUUCUUUGAUCAUUUGGGAUGAAGCACCUAUGGCAAAUAAGUUCUGCUUUGAAGCUUUGGAUAAGACCUUAAGAGAUAUUCUAAGAACAAGGUUUGAAAAUAGCUCUAACAAACCUUUUGGAGGACUUACAAUAGUGUGUGGUGGUGAUUUCCGACAAAUAUUACCAGUUGUCCCAAAAGGUACAAGAGCUGAUAUUGUUGAUGCUUCUCUCAACUCGUCAUAUUUGUGGCCAUUUUUCAAAAUAUAUGAGCUCCACCAAAAUAUGAGGCUAUAUAAUGGAAGCUUGACUGGUUUUGAGGCUGCUAAAAUAGCUUCUUUUGACAAAUGGAUGUUGCAGAUUGGAGAUAGUUCAUUAUAUGAUGACAUUGAUAGACAAUUAAUUAAGCUUCCUUCUGAUAUCGCCAUAAAUCCAUCUCAAGAUCCAAUGAAAUCCAUAAUUAAAGUUAUCUACCCAUCACUUUUACAAAAGUACAACGAUCCUACAUAUUUGACAGAAAGAGCAAUAUUAACACCAAAAAAUGAAAUGGUCUAUGAACUAAAUGAGAUGAUUAUGAAUAUUAUACCAGGUGAAGGGAGAACAUAUUUUAGCUCAGACAGUAUAUGCAAAGCAAGUGUAAAGACAAAUGAUGAAGAUCUUUUGUAUCCAGCUGAAUUUUUGCAUGGUUUGAAAUUUAAUGGCAUCCCUAAUCAUGAGAUGCGACUUAAGGAAGGCGCUCCUGUAAUGCUCCUUAGAAAUCUAAAUCAAACAGAAGGCCUAUGCAAUGGCACAAGAUUGAUUAUCAGGCAUCUUGGUAAAUGGUCCAUUAGAGGCGACAUCAUUUCUGGAACAAAUAUUGGUGAAAAUGUCACAAUUCCAAGAAUUAUCAUGUCUCCCAAUGAAUCAAGAUGGCCAUUCAAGCUUAAUAGACGACAACUUCCCUUGGCACCAUGUUUUGCCAUGACAAUCAACAAAAGCCAAGGACAAUCUCUUAAACAUGUUGGCUUGUACCUCCCUAAGCAAGUAUUCACCCACGGUCAAUUAUAUGUUGCUGUGUCCCGAGUUACCACCAGAGAAAGAUUGAUCAUACUAAAUGCUGAUGAUGAGGUGGGAGACCCAACCUUAAUAAAAAAUAUUGUUUACAAAGAAGUAUUUCAAAAUACCCACUCAUAA